AACGCAGACAAGCCGCAGCAGCCCUCAACACCAGACAAGCCGCAGAAGCCCUCGACACCAGACAAGCCGCAGCAGCCCUUGACACCAGACAAGCCGCACCAGCCCUCGACACCAGACAAGCCGCACCAGCCCUCGACAUGCAGACAAGCCGCAACAACCGCUCGCCCCAGC
Lasiosphaeria miniovina is the source of this 171-nucleotide messenger RNA. RefSeq lists its product as uncharacterized. The record is from RefSeq and is a predicted model, not a curated record. NCBI's taxonomy places the organism in Eukaryota, Fungi, Ascomycota, Sordariomycetes, Sordariales, Lasiosphaeriaceae. The annotation marks the transcript as partial. The transcript has a single exon.